Molecule: messenger RNA, 6253 nt
Organism: Hipposideros armiger (great roundleaf bat)
Lineage: Eukaryota; Metazoa; Chordata; Mammalia; Chiroptera; Hipposideridae
Gene: F5
Product: coagulation factor V
Exons: 25
Coding region: 171-6125 (1984 amino acids)
Cellular component (GO): plasma membrane
Molecular function (GO): signaling receptor activity; copper ion binding
Source: RefSeq, a predicted model, not a curated record
GCGGUGCUUUGGGGAGCUGCACGGAAGGAGGACACUGCCACCCGCAGCCUCCCGGAGCUCACUGCAGCUGGGACAGCAGACCUCCAGCAGCACGGGGCGCAAUCGCGGCUUGAGGGGAUCCCUGCCCAGGUCCUGGGGUGGUGGCGGUGGGCAGCAGCACGGAAGGAACCAUGUUCGCAGGCUGCCCACGCCUCUGGGUCCUGGUGGUCCUGGGCUGCAGCUGGGCAGGCUGGGGGAGCCGGGGGGCCGAAGCAGCGCGGCUGAGGCAGUUCUACGUGGCUGCUCAGGGCAUCACCUGGAACUACCGCCCUGAGCCCGCAAACCAGAGUUCGAAUUCUUUUGCAACUUCCUUUAAGAAAAUUGUCUACAGAGAAUAUGAUGCAAAUUUUCAGCAGGAAAAACCACAAUCUAGAAAUUCAGGACUUCUUGGGCCUACUUUAUACGCUGAAGUUGGAGACAUCAUGCGAGUUCACUUUAAAAAUAAGGCCAACAAGCCCCUAAGCAUCCACCCGCAAGGAAUUAAGUACAAUAAAUUCUCAGAAGGUGCUUCCUACCCUGACCAUACGUGCCCCAUGGAGAAGAUGGAUGACGCCAUAGCGCCAGGCCGAGAGCACACCUAUGAGUGGCACAUCAGCGAGGACAGCGGGCCCACACCUGAUGACCCGCCAUGCCUCACAUACAUCUAUUACUCCUAUGAAAAUCUGAUACAGGACUUCAACUCGGGGCUGAUUGGACCUCUGCUCAUUUGUAAGAAAGGCGUUUUAGCAGAGGAUGGGAUACAGAAGAUGUACGACAAGCAGCGCGUGCUGAUGUUUGCCGUGUUUGACGAAAGCAAGAGCUGGAGCCCGUCGUUCUCCCUAAUGUACACAGUCAACGGCUACGUGAACGGGACGAUGCCAGAAAUAACGGUUUGUGCCCAUGACCACAUCAGCUGGCAUCUGAUUGGCAUGAGCUCUGGACCAGAGCUGUUCUCCAUUCAUUUCAACGGCCAGGUCCUGGAGCAGAACCAUCACAAGAUCUCCGCCAUCACCCUCGUCACUGCUACGUCCGCUACUGCGAACAUGACCAUGAGCCCAGAGGGAAAGUGGACCAUAUCGUCCCUCAUCCCAAAACACCUUCAAGCCGGGAUGCAGGCUACCAUACACAUUAAAAACUGCGCCAAGAAAACCCGGAAACCUAAGACGCUCACACGCGAGCAGAGGCGGCACAUGAAGAGGUGGGAGUACUUCAUUGCUGCAGAGGAAGUCAUCUGGGACUACGCGCCUGUCAUACCAGAGAACAUGGACAAAAAAUACAGAUCUCUGCAUUUGGAUAACUUCUCAAACCAAAUUGGAAAACAUUAUAAGAAGGUUGUGUACAAACAGUACCAAGACGAGUCAUUCUCCAAACGCCUGGAGGAUGCCAAUAUCAGAGAAGAUGGGAUCCUGGGCCCUAUUAUCAGAGCCCAGGUCAGAGACACACUCAAAAUUGUGUUCAAAAACAUGGCCAGCCGUGCCUACAGCAUUUACCCUCACGGAGUGACCUUCUCUCCUUUUGAAGAUGAAGUCAACUCUUCCUCCACCUCAGGCAGUAACACCAUGAUCAAAGCAGUGCAACCAGGAGAAACAUAUACUUACAAGUGGAACAUCCUAGAGUCUGAUGAGCCCACAGACAGUGAUGCCCAGUGCCUAACAAGACCAUACUACAGCAACGUGGACAUCACCAGGGACAUUGCCUCUGGGCUGAUCGGGCUCCUUCUAAUUUGUAAGAGCCGAUCCCUGGACAAGCGAGGCAUACAGAGGGCAGCAGACAGGGAGCAGCAAGCUGUGUUCGCUGUGUUCGAUGAGAACAGAAGCUGGUACAUUGAGGAGAAUAUCUACAAGUUUUGUGAAAGUCCCGACAAGGUGAACCGGAAUGACCCCAAGUUUUAUGAAUCGAACGUCAUGAGCACAAUCAACGGCUAUGUGCCUGACAGCGUACCCACGCUAGGAUUCUGCUUUGAUGACACCGUGCAGUGGCACUUUUGCAGCGUGGGAAUGCAGGAUGACAUUCUGACCCUUCACUUCACUGGGCACUCGUUCAUCUACGGAAAGAGGCACGAGGACACCCUGACCCUCUUCCCCAUGCACGGGGAGUCUGUGACUGUCACGAUGGAUAACGUUGGUACUUGGAUGUUAACCACCAUGAAUUCCAAUCCAAGAAGCAAAAACCUACGGCUGAGAUUCAGGGACGCCAAGUGUAACCGGAACGAUGAUGAAGACGUAUAUGUAAUAUACGAACCUCCAACAUCUUCCACCAUGACUACACGGAAAAUGCGCAAUUCUUCAGGAAACCAAGAAGAAGGGGAUGACGCUGAAUACGAUUACCAGGACAUACUGGCUUUAUCAUUAGGAAUUAGGUCAUUCAGGAAUUCAUCACUGCAUCAGAAGGAAGAUGAGGUCAAUCUCACUGCCCUUGCCCUGGAGAACAGCUCUGAAUCCCUUCCUCCAAACACUGAAGCAGCUAUUGGUUCAAAUUCUUCUUCCCCUAGUAACAUUAGCAGGUUCAUUGCAGGUAACUUUGCAGAAGAACCUCGCAAAACCCUUCCUCACCCAGAAGCCAACACAGUGGGUCCCCACGUGAGACACAUGAGCUUAGAAAAGAGCUCAGCUCUCAACCUUUCCACAGCAGAGCAUUUCAGCCCUUAUUCUGAAGACCCGAUAGAGGACCCUCUAGAUGCAAAUGUCACAGGGAUAAACCUACUUCCGCAUGGUGCAGAAGGAUUCAGAAGUCAAGGACAUGCUAAACAGAAGGGAUUUGAGGCAGGAAGAGAUGGAGCAGCAAAGCACAGGCUCUCCCAAUUUCCAGCACAUAAAACUGGGAGACAUUCAAGCCAAGGCGACUCUUCUUCUAGAAGGGGGCCGUGGAAGGACCUUCCCAGGCAUCAGUUAUUCUUAAAACAAAUGAAUCUAUCGAACGUUUUCAACGGGAAAUGGCAUUUGGUUUCUGAAAAAGGUAGCUAUGAAAUAAUCCAAGAUGCUGAUGAAGACAUGGCUGUUCGUGAGCCACUGAACAGCCCCCAGAAUGCCUCAAGGACUUGGGGAGAAAGCAUUCCUCUUACAAACAAGCAUGGAAAGCAGAGUGGCCACCCAAAGCUUUCUGGAAUUCGUUAUAAAACUCUACAAAUAAGACAGGAUGGAGGAAAUAGUAGAUUGAAGAACAGCACUGUUUUCAUUAAGACGCGAAAAAAGAAAAAGGAAGAGAAGCUUGCCCACCACGUUCCUCUGUCUCCAAGGAGCUUCCACCCUCUAAGGAGAGGGGCCAACGUCAUGUUUGCAGACUUACUUCACAAGUCUAAUGAAACAUCUUUCCCCACAGACCUCAAUCAGACAUUCCCCUCUGUGAAUCUUAGCCUGAUAGCCUCACUUCCUGAUCGUAAUCAGAAUUCCCCAAAUGACACCAGUCAGACAAGCUCCCCUCCAGACCUUCAUCAGACAAUGCCCCCAGAGGAACACUAUGAAACGUUCCCUAUUCAAGACCCUGAUCAAACGCACUUCACCACAGACACGAGCCACAGAUCUCCAGAGCCUGGCCAGAUGCUCGACUAUGACCUAAGAAAUAAGCCCUUCCCUACUGACAUUGGUCACACGCUCCCUUCCUUAGGACUUGAAGUCUGGCAGACAACCCUCUCUCCAGACCUCGGUCAACCAUCCCUCUCUCCAGACCUCAGCCAGACGACCCUUUCCCCGGACCUCAGCCAGACGACCCUUGCCCCGGACCUCAGCCAGGCGACCCUUGCCCCGGACCUCAGCCGGGUGACCCUUUCCCCGGACCUCAGCCAGGCGACCCUUGCCCCGGACCUCUGGCAGACAUCACCUCCUCCAGACCCUGAUCAGAUGUCCUAUACUUCUGAAUCCAGUCAGUUAUUGCCUCUUCCAGAAUUUGGCCGGACUUUCCCUAAUGGAGACCUUGGUCAGAUGUCAUCUCCACCAUCUCGUCCACUAAAUGACACGUUUAUACCACCGGUUGUGUUAGGCUUCAGCGGCGAUGACGGAGACUACAUUGAGAUUGUUCCCUGGGAGAAGGAAGAGAGCAGCGAAGACGACUAUGUUGAAAUUGAUUUUGUGACCUAUGAUGACCCUUACCAAACAGAUAUUAGGACAGACAUCAACUCCUCCAGAAACCCCGACAGCAUUGCAGCCUGGUAUCUCCGCAGCAACAAUGGAAACAGAAAAAAUUAUUACAUUGCUGCUGAAGAAAUAUCCUGGGAUUAUGCAAAAUUUGCAAAAAGUGAAAUGGAUAAUGAGGACAUUGACGAUGUCCCAGGGAGCACCAUAUACAAGAAAGUCGUUUUCAGGAAGUACCUUGACAGUACUUUUACCAAGCGUGACCCUCAGGGGGAGUAUGAAGAGCACCUGGGCAUCCUCGGUCCUGUUAUUAGAGCUGAAGUGGAUGAUGUCAUCCAGGUUCGCUUUAAAAACCUAGCAUCCAGACCUUAUUCUCUUCAUGCCCAUGGGCUUUCCUAUGAAAAAUCAUCCGAGGGAAAGACUUAUGAAGAUGACUCUCCUGAAUGGUUCAAAGAAGAUAAUGCCAUUCAGCCAAACAGCAGUUAUACGUACGUAUGGCACGCCACCGUGCGGGCGGGGCCAGAAAACCCUGGCUCUGCCUGUCGGGCGUGGGCCUACUACUCAGCAGUGAACCCGGAAAAAGAUAUCCAUUCGGGCCUCAUAGGUCCCCUUCUGAUCUGCCGAAAAGGGACACUUCAUAAGGAGAGCAACAUGCCCCUGGACAUGAGGGAGUUUGUCUUACUUUUCAUGGCCUUUGAUGAGAAGAAGAGCUGGUACUAUGAAAAGCCCCAAAGGUCCUGGAGACGUGCAUCCUCAGAAGGAAAACAGUCCCAUGAGUUUCAUGCCAUUAACGGAUUGAUCUACAACCUGCCGGGCCUGAGGAUGUACGAGCAAGAGUGGGUGAGGCUGCACCUGCUGAACAUGGGCGGCCCCCGCGACAUUCACGUGGUUCACUUCCACGGCCAGACCUUGCUGGAAAAUGGCACGCAGCAGCACCAGCUGGGGGUCUGGCCCCUUCUGCCUGGUUCAUUUAAAACUCUUGAAAUGAAGGCAUCAAAACCUGGCUGGUGGCUCCUAGACACAGAGGUUGGAGAAAACCAGAGAGCAGGGAUGCAAACGCCAUUUCUCAUCCUAGACAGAGACUGUAAGAUGCCACUGGGACUGAGCACUGGUAUCAUAGCUGAUUCACAGAUCAAAGCAUCUGACUUUUUGCGUUCUUGGGAGCCCAAAUUAGCAAGAUUAAACAAUGGUGGGUCAUACAAUGCUUGGAUCACAGAAAAAAUGUCAGUAGAAUUUGACUCUAAACCUUGGAUCCAGGUGGACAUGCAAAGGGACGUCCUGCUCACAGGGAUCCAGUCCCAGGGUGCCAAACACUACUUGAAGUCCUACUACACCACUGAGUUCCAUGUGUCUUACAGCUCUGACCAGACCAACUGGCGGAUCUUCACAGGAAACAGCACAAGGAACGUGAAGUAUUUUGAUGGCAAUUCAGAUGCCUCUACAAUAAAAGAAAAUUCAUUUGACCCGCCUAUUGUGGCUCGAUACAUUAGGGUCCACCCGACUAGGUUCUAUAACAAACCGGCCCUUCGACUGGAGCUGCGAGGCUGCGAGGUUAAUGGGUGCUCCACACCACUGGGUAUGGAAAGUGGAAAGAUAGAAGACGUGCAAAUCACAGCCUCCUCGUUUAAAAAGUCUUGGUGGGGAGAUUACUGGGAGCCCUUUCGUGCCCGUCUGAAUGCCCAGGGCCGUGUGAAUGCCUGGCAAGCCACGGCAAACAACAACAAGCAGUGGUUACAAAUUGACCUGCUCAAAGUCAAGAAGAUAACUGCCAUCGUAACCCAGGGCUGCAAGUCCCUGUCCUCUGAGAUGUACGUGAAGAGCUAUGCCAUCCACUACAGUGACCAGGGCGUGGAAUGGAAACCUUACAGGCAGAAAUCCUCCAUGGUGGCCAAGAUUUUUGAAGGAAACAGUAAUAUCAAAGGGCAUGUGAAGAACUUUUUCAACCCACCAAUCAUUUCUCGGUUUAUCCGCAUCAUUCCCAAAACAUGGAAUCAGAGUAUUGCUCUUCGUCUGGAGCUCUUUGGCUGCGAUAUUUACUAGAACUGAAUACUCAGAGAUGGGAAGGACUCGUGAAGGUAUCGAACCAUUUAGGGUGGGCAAUGCAUUUCAUGGCUAUCUUGAAUUCUCUAUUAGAAAAUAAAAUUUAUAUAUGAAGUUUUAUAAGGUAA